Molecule: messenger RNA, 2233 nt
Organism: Pollicipes pollicipes
Lineage: Eukaryota; Metazoa; Arthropoda; Thecostraca; Pollicipedomorpha; Pollicipedidae
Product: pre-rRNA-processing protein TSR2 homolog
Exons: 5
Coding region: 1167-1688 (173 amino acids)
Source: RefSeq, a predicted model, not a curated record
UAUGCCAGGAUCCCCGUCUGGGUAAAUCAAACUUGGCUUAUCCCUGGCAGGCCUGAGUGAUGUGGUCUCCAAGGGGCAUGCUCAGAGUUUCAUCAAUAACUCAGACAUGCUUAUUGAAUUGGUGUGUGAUGCAGUGGCUUGUUUCCUUAUCCCCAGCAUGUGAUGUAAUCAGCUCUGCAUCCGUCACAGCGUAGCCCUUUUCGGACCACCAUUAUAUGCAUACUAGGCAUUGUUGGCUGAUUAGGGUGCUGGCUCCAGUGCCAAGCUUGCAAGACUAGUUGGGAUUGGUAGGUCAUUGCCCCAGGCUAGGGACAGCAGGUGGCCAGAUGAUGAUGGGAGAUGGCACUUUAUAUCUUAAUGGCCAGGCUGUCAUUCAUGCAAGGCAGUUGAUCAAUCAUGGUUUGCACCCCUCUGUGCAGAGAACACCACCUACCCUGCAUACUGUGCAGAUCUCAGAGGGUACAGGGAUGGGAAAUGCUGCAAUAAUGUUGCAAUGUCACAAUCAAGUGCUAUGCAAUUUUUUGCAAAAAACAAAACAAACAAAACACCAUGCAAAUUUUGAACAAAAUGCCAUGCGUGAUUCCGGCAUACAAGAUGGUGGUGUCAGGGCUCACACAACAAGCACAGUUAAGCAUCUGUGCUGAUCCCAGAGAUCCAUCCAAUCAAAAUUUUAGGACUUAAUCUUGAAGAGCAGCACAUUUGGCAUGCCAUCAAAAGAGCCCUGGAUGCCCCCUUCCCCCACUGUUGACCGCUCUAUUGAGACCGUCAGUAUGACUGGGAACCCAGUUCUGACAAGGGCUGACAUCCUGCUUAGGUGCAGGAUGGAUGUUGACUAUAACAUAUAUUGUAAUCUCCCCUGGCAAUAAAACACCGGCGUGAGAUGACACCCAAGCCGUAUUGGUGCGUGCACGAUCAUUAGUGCCUCCACAUGGCCCAUCGAGCCAUCUGUUGGCGACAGUGGUCGCUACCACCACCUGGCGGCUACGCGACCAGCUACUGAUGUUUAAAUGCGGCGCAGUCAAGUCAGUGUUGACGUCAGGCCCGCUCCCUACGACUAACAUCUCCUUCACCUACCCUAGUCUGGACUGGAAGAUGACUGAGGCCCAAAAAUCCUCUAAAAUCUGCCUCCCCUGUCCAGCCCCGAGCAACGUGUUUUAUCCGAAGAGAUGGCUGCCAAGACUGUGCGGUAUCCUGUGUUCAGAGAAUGUGUAGAGCGGCACUUCAAAACUUGGUCGUCACUCCAGUUGUCUCUGAGGGAAGUGAUGCCUGGACCAGUUAGCAAGGAAUUUUAUGCAUGGCUGUUGGAUGUCACGGAAACAUUCUUCUAUGAAAAUGCCGACCUGUACCCGGACGAGGUGGGCGACUUCCUGGCCGACAUCCUCAACACGGAGCUGGACACGCUGAUCGAGGACGGUUCGCUGGAGCUGGUGUGCGGCGCGCUGUGCGCCGCGUUCCGCGCGUGCGCCGCCGGCCGCCACCACGAGGUCACCGCCGAGCUGGCCAGGCUGCCGGCGCCCGCCGACCUGGCCACCUCUCGACAGGCGCCCGCCAUGGAGCAGGAUGACGGCGGGGAUGGCCCGACGGCACCACCAACCGGCCCGGGCCCCUCCUCGUCCAGCUCCGGCGCCGCCGCCGACAGCAUGCAGACGGACGACGGCUGGACGGUGGUGGCCAAACGGAAACGGUAGCGCUGCCCAACGGGCGAUGCUAGAACUAAUGCUACCACGGAUUUUCGUGCGGUGGAAACUAGCCUCUGUUCAGAGGAGCGGCGCGAGCUUUGAGUGUCCGCUUCUGGUGUACACCAGAAGCCGAUAGGUGUCGUCCGCCGGGCGUCUGGGACACCCGUUUGAUGCGACGGUAUCUUGUCGACACUAUCGUGGAACUCUGUUCGUGUGAGUCGAGGAGCUGGGACGUUUUGCAGGACGGUCUCGUCUUACAUUUGGGACUUGCCAAACAGCCGCAGAUGCGCACGAGAACAGCAGCGGGCCCCUGUUUUGGUCAGCGUUAUGGAGGACAGUAGUAUGCAAAGAUGGUGGUAUGCAAUGCAGUAUAGGCUGUCGCGAGCGUGCCGUGCGAGCCUGUCUGUGUGUGACCUGAUCAAUGCUGACCACUCUUCCUUCAUAAACUGCUGGAGCUGAGUGUGAUGGGUACCUAGGAAAAUUGCAUACAGUUAUAAACCUGUUGGUGCCGUGUUCGGGUCAUAUUUUGUGGUAUAUAUAUAUAUAUAUAUAUA